CGCAUUAAUCCAGGGCUCAUUUCAACUUCUGGGAGUAUACGGGAAGUUGACAAAAGCCCUCGAAGCAAAAGGCUAUCCUGUUUUCCACCCUCUUCUUCCAAGCUUAGUGGAUCCAGACAAGCCUGACUUUGCUUCGAAGUCUCUUUCUACCGACGUAAAUGCUAUACAGUCAGCGCUUCGACGCUUGAUUGAAGAGGAAUAGCGAACCGUGCUGGUUCUUAUGCAUUCUUAUAGAGGUCUUGUGGGAAGUAAAGCAGUCUUGGAGGAGUUUGGCUGGAACAAGCGUAAAGACAGGGGUUUGACCGGUGGAGUUAUCCAUCUGUUCUUCGCCGACUUUGUUCUUGCGGAGGUGAGCCUCCUAUCUCUCCUUUUUAUAAUAAAACUAAACAUUGGCGGUAUCGAUAUAGGCCAAUCGGUAUCAAGUGCAUUCGGAGAGUCUCCUAACAAUGAGAUCCGUCCCGGUGGUCGUCUCCGCGUCAAGAACCCCGCACAGGCAUUGUACAGUGACUUACCUACCGAAGAAGCCGAGUAUUGGACGUCCAAAAUAAUCGAUCAGUCCUAUGCCGCCCAAACAACUGAGCUUAUCCGGGCCGCAUACCGCUAUAUAUCAUCGACAUACGUGGUGUGUGAGAACGACCAAGGUCCGCCGCCGCGGUACCAGGAGAUGUGGGGUAAAAACGCAGGCUCCGUUAUGCUCAGAAUCAACUCGGGGCACUCUCCAAUGCUUAACAAGACGGACGAACUUGCGGAUAUGAUAGCGAAAGCCGCGCAGGGUGCAAUUAAUCAUGCUCAUUGAUAUCAUUGAUAUAGUUCAUCAAGUUAAACACCCAAA
Messenger RNA from Daldinia vernicosa, 832 nucleotides. RefSeq lists its product as uncharacterized. Lineage: Eukaryota; Fungi; Ascomycota; Sordariomycetes; Xylariales; Hypoxylaceae. The record is from RefSeq and is a predicted model, not a curated record. The coding region runs from base 221 to 796 and encodes 191 amino acids. The transcript has a single exon.